AAGGUUUUAUUUGUGGGCAUAUUUGUCACUUGGAAGAUUAAUCAUGGAUGUGAACUCAAUGAACGCAAAAUUCAAGAAGUUUGCUGGAGCAACAGCCACGGCGUUUAAUAGGGCUGUGCAGUUCACAGAAGAGAAACUAGGAGCAGCCGAGAAGACUGAACUGGAUGCACAUUUUGAGAACUUGUUAAACCGAUCGGAAAAGACAAAACUAUGGACGGAACGUAUUCUGAAACAGACAGAAGCUGUUAUCCAGCCAAACCCAAAUCAGAGAAUGGAAGAUAUGUUGUACGAGAAGCUGGACAAGAAGAAGAAGGAUCGCAUGACCCAGACGGAGCAGCUAGGACAGUACAUGCUGGACGCUGGCAAUGACUUCGGACCAGGGACGUCCUACGGCAAUGCCCUUGUUAAGUGUGGCCAGGCACAGAUGCAACUUGGAAAUGCUGAAAGAGAAUUUAUGCAAUCUACAGUCAACAACUUCCUCCAGCCAUUGAAAAACUUCCUCGAUGGUGAUAUGAAAACAAUUAUGAAAGAAAAAAAACUUUUAGAAACAAAACGCCUUGACCUUGAUGCUUCAAAGGGUCGGCUACGUAAAGCCAAGUCACAAACCGGCCAACAGCAGGCUGCAGGCAUAACGGAGGAUGAUGUGGUUGCAAAAGCCGAAGCAGAGCUACGGGCAUGUCAGUCAGAGUUUGACAGACAGGCAGAGAUUACAAAGAUAUUGCUGGAAGGAAUUAACAGUACACAUGCUCACCACCUGCGCUGUUUGAAUGACUUCAUUGAAGCCCAGAUGACCUACUACUCCCAGUGUCAGCAGUAUGUCACUGACCUGCAGAAGCAGCUGGGCAGCCACUCCCCAGCUACACCACCCACUGGUGAUAAAGAUUGCUCUGUCGGUUCCAACACCAGUGUCGGUGGUGGUGGUGGCAAUACCAACUCGCAUUCCUCGAAUAUCCCAAACAGCUACCCCCUCCGCCCCUCUGCACCGCCUGCCAUUCAGGUUACUGCACCUUCCCCCACUGAGAAAAAACAAGCUCGGGUAUUAUAUGACUACGACGCAGCUGAUAACUCAGAACUUUCAUUAUUGGCUGAUGAGCUAAUCAUGGUAUACACUGUUCAAGGCUUGGAUCCUGAUUGGUUGAUGGCUGAAAGGGGCAACCAACGAGGGAAAGUUCCAGUCACAUACUUGGAGAUUCUCGAAUAGUUUUAUUGGGUGUUGGCUUCUCAUUUUACUUCAGUCUUCUCAAUCCGCAUAUUAUAUCCUGCAGUGACAAACUUGGGGCAUGUUGUUGGGUUGCUUUUAUUUUAUAAUAUUAAAGUGGCAUCAUCAGUGUUGAGCUUUGAACAUUAUGGAAUGUUCAAAGAUAACUGUUUUACUCAAUAUUUGUAAAGAAUUAUUUUCAUCUGUAAAAUUGAAGAGCACCAGCAGUAACUUUGAUCUUUAAUUACAAUAACUAAUAUGGUCAGAGAAUCUUUUUAUUGUGUAAUUACAUCACACCUUGAUAAUUAUUAAAGGAUCUGUUUUUAAUAUAUAUAUAUAUAUGAAGAGUUUAGGUGCAAAACGCGAUUUUAGAUUACAUUUAAUAUUAAUCUUUGAACAAAGUGUCUCAUUUCAACAUCAGUGUUAUGCAGGCAACAGCCAUUACAAAAUAUUACAUCCUUAUCUAAAUCAUUAUUAUUUUAUUUAUUAGUAUAAAUUUUUUAAUUAAUUGGCCUUGUAGCAUGUUGUAAAAAGAAAUACAUAAAAAGAAAUGGAUUCUCAUAGAUUCCAUGCUUUAAAGUUGUGGGAAUCUGAAUCAGUUUUACCAGAAUUGGAUGAAAAACAGUCAAGAUGUCCACUUUAAAUGUGUUACUUUAAUGAUCAAAAAGAAAAUUAAAGUAAUACAGGUUUGUUGCUUAUUUAAUAUUUGUGACAAGCUGUGAUCUUUUGAAACAGUCAUGUAACACAUAUUUGAAUAUUGUAACAGUUAUGAUCAGAAGAUGCACAAUAAUUCUUCUGAAUAUUGCAUUACAUCUGUACAUUUCCAACAUGUAAGUUCCUGUAUUGUGGAUAAAAUGUCUUAUAAACAAAGACUGUAUAAUUAUAUCGCCACAUUGAGCGUCCCAUCAAUCUGGUAGAGAUAAAGGUGCUAUAUCCACAUUUUCUGUUUCUGAGGGUGGUACGUAAAUAUUCUAUAGCACCUUCUGGUUCACAUAAUUUAUGUAUUAGCCAGACACUACUUUUGUCAAAAUAAUUGUGUAACCGAGUAUUGACAACUAAAUUAAAAUAAUUUAAGAUACAAAACACUACAUGUACCUGAGAAUCAUGUUAAUGCACUUAACUCUGCCUCUUAUUUGGACAAAAAUGAAAAUUAUAAUAUUGUGGCUCUAAAAGUAAAACAUUGUUAUUGUUCUUUUAGGCUAUUUGUUAGCUAUAUUCAAAAUGAAGUUAUAUGUAGGAUUAGGAUAUAGAUGGAGUAAAAACUACAAAAUGGGGGAAAUAUAUAACUUUUGAAUUAUUUUAAUUAUUUUACUUGUAACAUUUUGCUACAAUAUGCCAUUAAUUAAGUGGACUUGUUCAAGUGUUUGCUUUUGUAUAGAUCUAUGACUGCUAGUUACCAUAGUGAAUAUUGCAAUUGUUUGUCAUAUUUAAUAUUCUGGUUUGUGAGAAAUUGUGAUGUGUAUAUUUGAUUGUAUUAUGGUUGGAAAUAAAUGUUUUGUUCUCCAUCUCUGUAACAAAGUAACAGAGUUGAUGCCCAGCUAUGCCAGUUUAACAUAGCACCAGUUUUGUGAUUUUCAAAAGCUUGUCCACCUUGCUGAAUAUGAUUCCACAAUGCUCUCACAUCUAAGCCAUACAUAUGUUUAAAAAGAAGAAAAAACAAUGAAGUCUGUAGUUAGCUAUGAGUCAGACAAGGAUCACCUCUAGGCCUUGCAUUAUAUUUAGACAUAUUAAUUAAUACUGGAUAUUUUUCCAAUAUAUUACGCCAGAUGUUAGGGAAUCACAUCUGUGUGUUCACCAUUUACACACGUUCUAAUUUAUGCAUUGUCAUUUGACCACUGCUCGAAUCUGGUUACAGGAAUGGAGAACACUGAAAUGGAGAACACAGAAAUGGAGUCAUACAUAGGGUACUUGUAUCAUGUACAUGUAUGAAACUUUUCUGGCAUAAGACGUGUGUUUGAUUGUUAUGUCACACAUUUAUAACAUUCAGAGGUUCUGUUAAAUUUUCAACACACAGAUGAGAUCUCCAAAGGUUUUUGCAGUGAAUAACACAAAGAGGGGGAGGGUGGGGAGGGACAAAAUUAUUUGUGUUUAUCAGUCACAAUAAUUUAUUACUCCAGUGUCUCAAAAAACUUAACGAGAAUCAUUUUGUGUUCAAGAUUAAAAAAACUUUUUCAAAAAUACAUGUACAUGUACUUAAAUUUCUUCUUCUAUUCUUAUUGUACUGUUUUUGACUUAACCUUUUUCUACUGUUCUUGUUGUAUUGUUGGGUGAAAAGUGUAAUUGUUUUUUCUUGAAUCUUGGUAACUUAUUAUUUUUAUUUAUUUUUAUUGGUGGACAUUAUGGGUCUCAUCAAGUCAUUCGUUCUGUUAAUCCUAAUAUACAUAUAGCCACAUCUGUUCCUCAGGUUAAAACUCUCAGUAACCAGAUUGAGUAUUGUAAAACAAAAAUUGUUGCAGAUUGAUGAUUGUUAUUUAAACUUCAAAACACAUGCUUCACCUUGGUGCACUCGAGUUACCGUAUUGUUCCUAUUUGUAGCGCCCCCUCUAAUAUAAGCGCCCCCUAUGAUCACGAGAAGUGUAUCAUGAAACGGUACCCGUAAAAUAGUAAAACUGCCGACUUGCAAUGACAAUAAUCGGUAAACAAAUAAAAUCCAAACAGGUGAAGCACUACGACACUAGUAUGGGCGAACAGUAUGUCACACGUGUCGUUUAUCAAAUGUAUGUCGCUGUUAUCUCCAUGCAGAAUGAAUGCACGACACUCCGUUAACGCUGUUCAAAACCGGAAGUACAAACAUACCGGUAGGUAUUUACACCAACACCGUAACACCGUUUAAAAUAUAUUCAGACUGGGUGACAAAAUGAAGUGGGCGAGUAUGAUGGGUCUCAAUCACACACCCCUCCCCCACCCCAUUUUCAAAUACACUCCGCAGGCCCUAUAUGCCUACGUGCACAGUACCAUGUAUUUCGAUAAAUCAGCUGACGAUGUACGGUAUGCUACGUCAUUUCAACAAGAAAACGUCACUGGUGGAGUGACUCGGCCGCAAAGCUUUUGAUGUCUAAGCGAGCCAGACGCAUUGACAGUUUGAUACGAGGAUUUUUCACACGUAUUACGAAACGUGUUCUAGUAUUCUAAUUAGCGCAUCCCCUUUGUGUUUUGCAUCGCGCCCAGGCGCUACAAAUAGGAACAAUACGGUAUUUAGUAAUGUCAAUCUCUUCCUUUUUUGUCUCGCCUUUUCGAACUCAAAAGGUAAGAUACAGGUAUUUCUUUUUCAACAGCAGUAGCAAUAGCAUCAACAAUACCAACUUUUGCAUUAAAGCUUUGCAUUUAGAUCAGUUUCUUACCAACUAUAAGUUUUAGGUCAAUGAAAUUUGUUUUAUAGUUGCUCCUAUGGAUGUUUAUCACAUUGCACUGAAAACAUUUAUGGUAGGCAAGACUUUUAAUUCUGGGGAAUUCUUGGUUUACGUCUCUGGACAGAGAGAAGUUGGAAGAUGCAGUCAAGCGAAGAGAUCUGCUUAUCUGUCUGACAUUGGACUUGUAAAGAAACUGCAGAUGAAAUGUAUCAUAAUAUUUAUUAUUUACCUUUUCAUUCAUAAUAUGUUACCAUAUACUAUACAGCUUAUGCUGUGAAUAACUACUAGUACCAUUCAGCAAUACAGUGGAACUGAUUUCUUCUAAGCAGUCUAGAUUAAUUGUUCCAAUUAUCUGUCAGAUAUGGUCAACAUCUAGUGGCCUUCAGGAUGUCAUUUGCUUUAGUACAGGUCUUGUGAUUUCAAGAUAACAAUCGGUUCCAGUAGUCUGUAAUGCCAACUUGACGGUUGCGUUAUAAUUUCCCCAACUUCCACCUUACGAUGGGUGCACUCUGACUAACAACUGGGUGUCAUGUUUAGUUGUAAUGCCAGCUCAGACUAGCAACAAAUGUCAGGUCAGAUUCAUUUUUUGAAUCGGUUAUGACGGCUGUCGUAGAAGUUGUAAGAUCACUCAGACUAGCAACUGGACUGUCAUAGAGGUCGUGAGAGCAAAAUAUUUGCCUUCUUCCUGUUGGCAGUUGGUAGUCAUGAGUCUAGCAUAUGUCGUUAAUUAUCAAGUAACCUUUUCCACCAUUGCCAUAAUUAGGCUUACCAAAAACCAGUUUCUGAGGAGUUCAGUAAUCACAGGGUUUCUCUCUCUUUCUCUCUCUCUCUCUCUCUCUCUCUCUCUCUCCCUCCCUCCCUCCAUCUCUCUCUCUCUCUCUCUCUCUCUCUCUCUCUCUCUCUCUCUCUCUCUCUCUCUCUCUCUCUCUCUCUCUCUCUCUCUCUCUCUCUCUCUCUCUCUCUCUCUCUCUCUCUCUCUCUCUCUUAAGAUGUUUUGCUGGUAGCACCUGUCAUUGUUAAAAUGUGUCUGACCACUUUUGUUAAUAGUUCAGUGCCCAGAUGAUUAAACUUUGUAUAUGAAUUUAUUGGGUCUUAGUGUAUUUCUUUAGUGUGUUAAUAUGGGAUUAGGCCACAUAAAACAUAGGUGGUGAACAUCUGUCUUUUUUUUUCCUGCCAGAAAUGUGGUUGGUUGGAGGUUUUUAUUUUUGUAUUUUUAAAACGAGGUGGAAUAUACCCUACACGGCAAAAACUACUGAUGUUAAUAAAAGUGCAACUAAUGCUCUUUAGAAACAGCAUUAAUAGUUUUGGUCUGUUGUCAUCUGAUCUGCUGAGUUUUCCAUUCACAUUCUUGUAGUCUUUGUUUUUUGCUGAAAAGGUCACGGUGACUCCCUAUUUGUCAACACUGGACAACACUAGAUUGAUCCUGAAUGUUAAGUACAUUGAUCACACAUUAUUUAUUCAAUUUUAAUGGUAGGCAAGACAUUUAGUUCUGUGAAAUUCUUAUGUUUAAAGGUAAGAUAUAUUUUCUUAUUAAUUAAACAGACCCACUGCUGCCUGCAAUGCUAAUGACGGCUACAUUGACCUAUAGACCUUGUUUUGUUAAGACACAUUUAUAAGUUUGUUGUACAGUUUCUGAGUUUGCCAUGAAAGAUUUGUGUAGAUUCACCAUCUCCAAACCAUAGGUCUUUGAGUUUUAAAUUCUUGUAUAUUUAAUGAGUGUUUUUUCAUACAUAUGGUUUUAUUAAUAAGCUGCAAGCUAAGAGUAAGUCUCUACAAAAGAAAUGGAAAUAAGUCACAAAUAUAUGCACGACCAGAACGUCCUUGUAAUUAAAAAUUACAUGAUUAUGAAAAUUAUUAAGUAUAAUUGUGACUUUUUGGUUGAAGUGUAAUUUGACAUCCAAUAGGUGAUGGUUAGUAAAUCGGUGUGCUCUAGUGGUGUCAUUAAUAAAUAAAAAAAAUUGAAGUGUAAGUAAGUAUUGUUAGUGAAAGUGUACCAGUAUGUAAUGUACUGGUACACAAAUAAAUGGACCCAAAAUAUUUAUUUUAUACAAAUGUAGUUUAAAAAAACAAGAGAGAGAGAGAGUUGUUUCUCUUUGAAUAACUUUUUUUUCUAAGCUUUUGACACUUGAGCUAUUUCUUGUGUGGAGUUAUUGCUUAAACAGUUCAAAAUUGUUGAUUCGUUUUCCAUUACAUACUCUGAUUAACCUCUUGUCACAGAAGGUCGAAAGCUACCUUGCUAUAGGUCAAGGGCAUAUUGCCAUGUUGAGUUGUUUUAAUUAAUAAUACAUGUUCCUAGAGCAUUCUGAGAAAUGUUAAAACAUCACCAUUGUAGUGCUAAGGUGGGCUGGAGAGGAACAUAUAGCCCACCCAUACCCCAGGGCUCUAAUGGCCAUAUUAAUUAAAUUAGAUACAUUUUGUUAAAGACUGAAUCAAGUACACCUGUAUUACAAUUAAGUUAAUUUGGUAUUGUAAAUAAAUAAACACAGCAUGCCCUUAUAUACUUUAUUAAAUAUUUUUCAUCUAUUCUAAAUUUUGUACAUAAUAUGCAAGUAUAUAUUAAUAUGUGCAUAAAUUUACAGUUUCGCCGAAGUUGUGGUCUUUUUAUUUUGUACUGUAGUGAAUGGUUCUGACAAAUUUAAUUGUAGUGCUAUUCAUUUCUUCGUGAUGGUGUUCUGUUGUCUUUAAAACAGGUUAUUCAGCUGUAAGGUGUCACAGUAAUGUUAUUGGCUAUCAUCGGGAUAUUACUACUAAUUCUCAUAGUUUUGUCUUAAUCACUCUUGGCUAGUUACAGUUAUGUUUUGAAUCUCCUGUCUCUUUUACAGUAAAUGAGAUCUGAUCUUUGAUUUAUACUGAACAGCAAAAACCUCAAUUCAAAUAUUGAUUUAGUUUCCUUUAAUUUUAUUUAAGAUUAUUUAAUUUUAAUCACAUUAGUGUUUGUGUCCGUUAAAAUUAUCAAAUUGAAUAACCGUUUAUGGCCAUUUUGACAUUCUGGUUACUAAAUUAAUUUCUUUUGUUGUUCGCUAUAUUUCUUAUUAUGCAUAUAGGCUACAUGUAUAGAAUAUAUAUAUAUAAAUAAUUACAAAAUUUCUGCGUUAUACAAUUUCCUCAAUUCUGAUUGGACAACAUGGAAGAAAAACUGAAUGUUAUCCUUUGAUAAACCUCGAAAAAUGAUGUCAUUAUGCCAGCUGUGGUGUUAUUAUGUAAAACAGGCCAUGGAAAGGAUGCUAGAAGCUGAUUUAUGUGUAUUUUAACUCACUAUGGUGUGUCCAGGUGCUUGUGCAUACAUUUUAGAAGAGAGUGGGGGCUAAACUGUGGCUAGUGAAAUUUAUGAGGGGUUAAGACAUGCUUCUCUGGAAAAGUAUUGAAAAAAAGAACAUUUGCUUGAUCAAAGGAAGGGUUCGACUGCCUUAACAUGCCCUUUGUAAUUUUAUAAAAUCUGUUUGUCUUUUUAUUUGUUUUAAUGAAUUUAUCGAUGUACAGCUGUCACAAACUGCAUAAAAUUGCUUAGCGUAGUGAAGGAUUUUAAACUAAACACCUCAGAAAAUGAUGUCAUUACGUCAAAUGGGAUGUCAUUACAUAAUGCAGAUCAUGGAAAGAAAGAAUGUUAGUAAUUGAUUUAUGAAUUAUGUGUAGUUUCAACUAAAUAUGUUGUGCUGUUUGUAACUAUGAGAAUUUAUCAGUGUGUAACAGUCACAAAUUUAGUAUAAAAUCGCGUAGCGUAGCAGUAAUACAGUGUAUUUUAUGUUUCUAUCCAUUUUGCAUAACUUCUGACUAAAAAUAUGCUGAGUUGUAUUAAAUAAAAAUAUUCCUUUUCCUCACUUCUAUGUAAUGAUAAUUUUAAAAACACCAUUUUUGCAUGCUAAAUUUGGCAACAUAAUAUAUUAUCUGUAGCAAACAAAGCAAAACUAUUAUGAAGCAUAUAGGGUUAUAUUUUUUUAAAUUUCUAAAUCCAUGAUAUACAUGUAAUGUUAUUUUUAUUUUUUUUGCAUAACAAACAUCUGACAUCUGGAACACUGUCUAAAUAGUCGCUGAGGUUUAUCAUUAAAUAUUCCACAUGUACAGUAUAGUUGCAGGCCGGCCAUGAAAAUGAUGAUUUAAAGGCAUAUUGGGGUGUUGUUUAUGUUCACAACUGACGCACAUAUAUGAGACAAUACUCCGGUAGCUUGUUGAACUGGAAUGACGUCAGUAUUACAAUAACGUCACUUUGCUUCUCCUUACAAUAACAAUAAACUGGGUGCAUGAUUUCCAUCUUCAAAAUGCCUGGGAAAUUUCUAUACAAAAUUGCUAUUGAAAAUAUUUUGUUUGAAAAUUACUAAAUCUUAUAAUUAAUUUUUUUUUUUUUUUUUUUUUACAGAAUAUUGAUUUGAAAUGAGAUUAUGGAAAUAUAUUAUAUUAUAAUUAUUAUUUAUUGUGUACGAAGUCAAAACAAGGGUGUAAAAAGUGACUUCUAUUCUAAACUUGCUAACUGGAGACAUGGUCAACAAAUCGUAGAUAUGGGUCCUAAUUUCUAGUGUAACAGAUGGCUACUUGAGUAUUAUGUAAUAUUGGUCCAAAUCAAAUAAAUACACAAUUACAUACAGAGAUGAAUGCAUGAUUUUUUCUAGGGAGGGGUGUAAUAAUUUUAAAAUGGCACCUACAGUAUUCAAAAGUAUACUAAUGUAUUCUUCCACAAAAAUAUCAAGCUGAGUAAGAUAGUGGAUGUUCCCCCACUAAAUUCCAACAAAUGCAUUGUAUUCAUAUGCUAUACAUGAAUUUUUUGAAAGGGGGUGAACACCGCCAACAUUGCCCCCUUGGUUUUGCACAUUGACAUACAUGUGUGUUAUAAGAUGCUUUCUGGUCUAUUUGUAGAGUUAUAUAUAUUUUAUUAUUGUUGGAAAUGUUCAUAGUUAAGACAAGACAUUGUUAUUGCAUUUUGCAUUACACAUUAAAAAAAAGAAAAAAGUAAGGGAUAGGGAUAUAUGUUUUGUGAUAUUUUUUUUAAUAAGCUGGUGACCUAUUUUUUUGUUGUAAUUUUUAGUAAGUAGAUAUACUAGUAGUCUUUAUACAAGAUUUGUGGGAAUUUUUGAGUGGUGAAAAAAAUUAUACAAGCUAAUAAAACGUGAAAUUGUAGUUUAAAUAUACUGAAAUAACUGGCUUAACUUUUUUGUCAAGAACAUACAAACAUUAAUGGAUAUAGGUUGUACCAAAAUAAUUUCUAUAAUGCACACAAAAACAUUAAAUUUGACAUGCAUUUCAAUUUAAAAACUCUUUAUUAGAUAAAGAUUAUGGCAAAUUUCAAUUUUAAGGUAUUUGUUCACAAAAUAGAAAAUGACACAAUGGUCGAGAUGUGUAAAAAAAAACAAUCUAGCCCUGUAACACCCCUUUCUUCUGAAGAUAAGUGUUUUGAUAUACUUGUAGAAUAAAUAGGUGAAAAAUUAGCACAUUUUGAGUAGUAGAAAUAUUUGCAGCAUAUGCUUUUAACAUCUGGAACACUGUCUAAACAAUCACUGAGGUUUAUCAUUAACUAUUCCACAUGUACGUUAUAGUUGGUGACCGGCCAUGAAAAUGAUGAUUUAACCAAUAGUUAUUGUUGAGCAUUUGAUUAAUUAUUCAUGUGCACAGUAUAGCCAUUGGUCAUUAGAAGGUCUUGUUCUUUAUCUUUUGUGUAAAGCAUAGCCAUUGGUUGGUUGGUAAUUUAUGUUUAUUUUUGACAUUGACAUAAUGUUUUUAACAUGCUCCUAUACUACUAAGGUUUCGACCACCCAGGGUUCGGCCUCUGGAGGCCAGGGACCCAGUCUGGGGCAUUUAUUUUUGAAGCUAAUUAAUUGAUCCUAAACGUAAUGUUUGCACAAUUUACCAUCAAAUAUAAACAAAUUUUAUCUGGUUUCACUUAGCAUAAACAGUGGUUUCCCUAAGAAUCUCUGGUAAAAAAUAUACUGAACAAAGGAAAUGCAAAUAUUUUAAUAUAUGUUGGGCUUGUGUUGU
This is a messenger RNA of Gigantopelta aegis, 10512 nucleotides long. RefSeq names its product endophilin-B1-like. The transcript has 12 exons. Gene Ontology annotation, biological process: membrane organization. Gene Ontology annotation, cellular component: membrane; cytoplasm. The record is from RefSeq and is a predicted model, not a curated record. Gene Ontology annotation, molecular function: protein binding. The coding region runs from base 44 to 1201 and encodes 385 amino acids. NCBI's taxonomy places the organism in Eukaryota, Metazoa, Mollusca, Gastropoda, Neomphalida, Peltospiridae.